This is a messenger RNA of Aspergillus udagawae, 1455 nucleotides long. RefSeq lists its product as uncharacterized. Lineage: Eukaryota; Fungi; Ascomycota; Eurotiomycetes; Eurotiales; Aspergillaceae. The record is from RefSeq and is a predicted model, not a curated record. Gene Ontology annotation, molecular function: phosphoric diester hydrolase activity. The transcript has a single exon. Gene Ontology annotation, biological process: lipid metabolic process. The coding region runs from base 1 to 1455 and encodes 484 amino acids.
AUGGCGGUCCUUGAUCUCGCAAACUGGAUGAAGUACCUGGAUCCCAGCGUACCCGUGAUUGAUUCUUACAUCGCCUGCAGCCACGAUGCGUCGGCCUAUAAAUUCGAAGGAGGCAACAAUGGAAUGCAUGAGUCUACUGGCAGUAUCUGCCAAAUCGCGGAUUACACCGGCCAGCUCCUGGCCGGGUCUCGAUGGUUCGAUAUGCGGAUCACCCGCGAGGGGAGCACCCUGGUGAUGAAGCAUGGUCCCAUCACGUUCCAACCCUUUGAGACGGUUCUUCGUCAAAUAAAAAGCUUUGCUGAUUCCCAUAAAUCCGAAUUUCUUUUCCUUGAUCUCGAUUUUGACUAUGGUGAUCAUAUCGCAGCCGACGUUCUCGCCAUGUUGAUCAAGGUCCUUGGAGACGGUAAAGAAGAUGCAUUCGCAACCGCGCACGUCGGCCCUGACGGCAAAAUGUACAACACGGAUCUCACCUGGGCUAAGCUGCGGCAGGACGGGAAACAAUACAUUAUCAUCUGGGGCGAAGACGAGAAGGUUAACGGUGGGAUGAAACCCCACGACAGCGGCAAGCUGUGGGCCCCACAAGCCAGAAAUAUUCGGGAUAACUGGGAGGAUGACUACCCAAAUAAAUCGCCAGAGGAAAUUGUGGCGUGGCUCGAUGAGGCGCUGGGUCUGUGGAAGAGGGAGAGGCUUUGGAUAACCCAGCUCGUCAAUACACCGAAGCGGUCCUAUCUGCCGGGUCAUCACCCUAGCGACUGUGAUCAGAGAGCAGCGCCGGUCUUCAAUCAAUGGCUCACCAAAUUCAAGAAUGGUGAUCGGUUGGGUAUCGUCAAGCGCGACUUCGUCAAUGAAGGAUGGAAUGAGGCCGGCAUCUCCUACGUUAUCCGUUUGAACAAGUUUGCCCAGAGCCCUGAGAUCCCUCUGGGUCCAACCAUCAACUAUCUGAGCUAUAUUCGGCUCAGGGCGCCAGACGGGCGUUACCUCGCCGUGGACACCAAUCCUCCCGGCAACACAAACCUCAGCCUCGUGACCCUGGUGUACGGGCAAGCGGACAAUACUCGUUUUCUGAUCCGGGAGCGUCGGAAGAAUUCAGCCUGGGAAUGGCCGUUAAGCGGCAAUCCGGACGCCGACUCUUGUGGCGCCAACGGCAAUGUCCGCCUUGCUCAUGUCGACAGCCAGAUCGGCGACGAUACUGUGGUGUCCUGCGCGAAGAAGUCCGGAGGAUUUAUGUACUGGGGUGUAGGCUGGGGUAGGGCAGAUGACUGGGAGACAUUCCUUCCAUACGACCCUGCCAACCAGAAAAGCAGCUUUGCGAUCCACGAAGGCAGUACUAUUGUCCUUCGCACUCUGUGGCACAUGUACUGGAAGGCAGGCCAAGAUGAAAAUGACUAUACGAGACUCUAUGCAAGCGCUGGACCUAUCGAAGACGCCACGCGGUUUGUGGUAGAGAAGGCAUGA